AUCAGCAUCACUUCACAGCUCGGUCCUGGACUCAGUCGGAUCACUGACGAAGAUCAACAAGAGACUCUGAGGCUCCACAGCAGGUAGAAGACAUCAUGGGGAACCGCCAGUGCACCGUUGAGAUUGAGAAUAAGUGCUCUGUGUACACCCUGUGUAACCCGAAGGUGUUCAUUGUCAGUGGAAUCUAUGAGAAGUCUUUGCCACCGUCUCUCGGCCACUCUGAAUCUGGCAGCGGUCGGUUCAUCAAGACUGCGAACACAGCGUGUGGAGCAGUUGGCGUCCUCACUUAUGAUCUGCAGAAUGACUCCACGGAGAAAUGUGAUGGCAAAUUGGCCGUCAUGUACUCUGUUCCUUAUGACUACACCGUGUACUAUAACUGGUUUGCAGUGGGAGUCUUUGACGUGAACACAGACUGUGACUACAGUCUUUAUCACGAGAUGUAUUAUGGGGCAGAAAGAGGGUUUGCCAGAGGGAACGCUAAAGACAAACUGACUUACACAGGCAAAGAUGUUACCAUCAAAGCCACCAUGACAGACAGUAAGAUCUCUCUCAUCAAGGUGCAGGUGUUCCCAGCUUCUGCCAAGCACAAGUAAUCCCAGCUGGUUCUGUUUCAUCCUGCCACUUUUCAUUCUCUACAUUAGUUUCUCUUCAGAUAUCUGCUGUCUGCUUAGAUGCUGAAUUGUGUUUCUUUGUUCUGGUUCUGACAGUAAAGUUGAAUCUGAUCUACUAAAUAUUUGUGUGAUAAAACAUCUUAAAACUCUGGAUACACAAUAAAACAACAGAAACAGUUGGUUAAAUGUCGGCAGCUUUCUUUCUGUAACACGAACAUUACAUUAUGAUCUGGGUUCUUUUGUCAAAGUGUGCCUGUUUAUCUAU
Micropterus dolomieu (smallmouth bass) is the source of this 876-nucleotide messenger RNA. RefSeq names its product DELTA-sagatoxin-Srs1a-like. Gene Ontology annotation, cellular component: pore complex. Gene Ontology annotation, biological process: pore complex assembly; monoatomic cation transport; cytolysis in another organism. NCBI's taxonomy places the organism in Eukaryota, Metazoa, Chordata, Actinopteri, Centrarchiformes, Centrarchidae. The coding region runs from base 96 to 593 and encodes 165 amino acids. The transcript has 3 exons. Gene Ontology annotation, molecular function: channel activity. The record is from RefSeq and is a predicted model, not a curated record.